This is a messenger RNA of Rhinichthys klamathensis goyatoka, 1111 nucleotides long. RefSeq lists its product as uncharacterized. Lineage: Eukaryota; Metazoa; Chordata; Actinopteri; Cypriniformes; Leuciscidae. The coding region runs from base 47 to 868 and encodes 273 amino acids. The record is from RefSeq and is a predicted model, not a curated record. Gene Ontology annotation, molecular function: mRNA binding. The transcript is spliced from 7 exons. Gene Ontology annotation, biological process: mRNA export from nucleus.
UGGCGGGUUGAGAGGUUUGAGGAGACAAAGGGGAUCCGGGAGGGGAAUGGUGUCGAGAGGGGGUUCACUAAACAGAGCCGCUGCCGCUACCACGAUCGAUGGACAGUUUAAUCAGACCACAUUCACAUCGAGGGGGACAUUCAGAGGACGAGGAAGAGGUAGAGGAAGAGGAGCCAGACUGAGCAGGGGUGCAAUUUCAGCAAGAGGACAAAGGGGUGGAAGACCAUUUGUAUUAGACAGAGGGUUUUCUGCCACAGAAAUGGCUGAGAAAUUGCAAAAGUAUCAGAAAAUAAGAGGAAGUCAAAGAACAGCACCAUCUGGCUCAACACUGACAGUUUCCCUGCCAAAUGCUAAAUCUGCACCUGUCACUGUGAAGACACCUAUUCAGGCUAGGAGGGGUGGGGUAGUGUUAAGAGGCAGAUCUUCUAGAGGAGCCGGUACUUCUUUACCUAAGGGGAUUCCUCUGCAAUUUAACUACAAAGCGACCACUAACCAGACUGCCGUAUCCCUCAAUGACCGAUUCACUGACCUGAGUUUCAGUGGGCGAGGAUGGGGAAGGGGCGGUGGAAGAGGAAGAGGAGCUGUUGGAGGAGGCGGAGGAAGAGGAAACGCUGUUAGGGGUGGACGAGGCAGAGGGAGAGGAAACAUUAUAGGUGCUGGAAGAGGCAGAGGAAGAGGAAACAUUGCGGGGGCUGGAAGAGGGAGAGGAAGAGGAAACAUUAUAGGUGCUGGAAGAGGAAGAGGAAACAUUGCGGGGGGUGGAAGAGGCAGAGGAAGAGGAGGGGUUGGUGUGACAAGAGGAGGACGAGGCUUGACAAGAGGGAGGGGAGAAUCAAGAGGAGCUGGUCGAACAGUAAUUCUUCAGUGAUUCGAAUAACAAUCGUUCAAUUUAAUGAAUGAGUGGUGUUUACUGUUAGUGAUGCACCAAUAUUUCGGCAACCAAAAUUAUUUUUAAAUUAUUUGAAUUUGAAACAGCCCAAACAUAAAAAAAAUAAAAUAAAAAAAAAAUCAGUUUUGACCAAAAUAGUUUUGGAGGGCUUUGCUAUCACAGGACUAAAUUAAAGUUUAAAAUAUAUUAAAAUAUAAAAAAUAUUUUAAAUUGUAAUAAUAU